Molecule: messenger RNA, 549 nt
Organism: Alligator mississippiensis (American alligator)
Lineage: Eukaryota; Metazoa; Chordata; Crocodylia; Alligatoridae
Product: 17-beta-hydroxysteroid dehydrogenase type 6-like
Exons: 1
Coding region: 8-385 (125 amino acids)
Source: RefSeq, a predicted model, not a curated record
CGCAAGGAUGUGCCUGUUCCUGGCAGCCCUGCUGGCGCUGUACAUCCUGCGCCGAUGGCACCGGGAGCGGCAGGUGGUCGGGAACCUCCCGGACAAACACGUCUUCAUCACGGGCUGCGACUCCGGCUUCGGGCACCUGCUGGCCAAGCAGCUGGACGGGCGGGGGCUGCGGGUGCUGGCGGCGUGUCUGACGGAGCAGGGGGCCGAGCGGCUGCGGCAGGCGAUGUCGGGGAGGCUGCAGACAGUGAUUCUGGACGUCACCUGCUCCGACAGCAUCGCUGCGGCCACUGCCUGGGUGGAGGGGCAGGUGGGGGACCGAGGUGAGGCCUGGCGCUGCCCUCUGCUCCUGUGUGGGUUGGUUCUGGGCUGGUUCCCAUGCAGUUGAGCCCUGAUCAUGCCCAGUGCCUCCUUGAACAUAAGAACCCGAGACGUCCACGUGGCACUGCCCAGAGGUCCCCGCAGUCCAGACUCCAGUCUCUCAGGGGCCAAAGGCAGAUCCUAAAGCAGGGGGCAGGUUGCGAGAGAAACCCUAUUCACUCCCAGUCCUUG